AUGCCCUCCCUGUUUGAGUGUAUUACCGAGAGCUUGGUCAGAGAGCUUGGAGACAAAGACCUGAGGCCCGUGAGAUGCCUGCUGAGCACCAGCAAAUUCCGUCUGCUGUCAGUAUUACAGAAGAGGAAGAGCUGCUCACGGUUCUGGGAACCACCCGACGUUCCAGCUGAAUACACCCUCAUGGACCUCCUGGAGCCAGGUGCUUCAGUCCCAGAAACUGCUGUCACAGGACCAUUUCACUUCAGUAACGCUGUGGUCCAGCAGCAAAAGGCUUCUGCCGAUGUGACCGCUGUGCUAGAAAUGAAUGUGUCAGGGGAAGCUACUGAGUGCCAUGGAUCCUCUCUCCAGUUUCAGGUCGUUACUAUCCUGCCCCAUAACUGGAAAGACCUUCAAAAGAGGAAAGUGUUGGAUCCAGAGCUGUUAUUUCUGGUGAAGUGCCGGGACAGAGGGCACAAUCUCUAUGUGGUGACAGAGACCCUGGAGCUGACCCACAGUACUGUGCUGCAUGACAUUGGAAGUGUGACUGCUAGGGGAAACUGCUUAAUCCCUUGGACUCCUCUGGUCAAGGGUCAAGGCCAGGGAGAGGGUCACAGAGUGAAGAUGUUGACUCUGCCACAGGGCACGGUGAUGGCCUACAAGAGGAAACAGCUGGUUUUUAAGGAGAAUGAUAUUCUCAUCACAGAUUACGACAAGGAGAAAACCUUUCCAAGAGAUGCCUGGGUGGAUAGGCCAAGGGAAGAGUUCAUGAAUUUUCUACCAUCAUCACUAUUAGAUUUCGAGCACCUACAUGAGGAGAUUUUCCAGGAAGUGGAGGCCCUGGCCCAGCUCUCAAAGGACGCUCAGGAUGCCAUAUUCCAUAAUAUCCUGAACAUGCUUGGGAACCAAGAGGCUUUGCAGGACCUCAUGGACGAGCUGGAUGGGAACCCCUGGGAUUCUCUGGAUGGCUUUGGUGGCAAAAUCCUAAAUGAGAUGCAAGAGGACAUAAGAGACGUAUGGAUCCAGGAAAGAUUCCACAUGAUUUAUCUCCUUGAAGCCAUAAUGGUGCUGAGUAACACCCAACACGAUCUGCUGACACAGUCCAUGAAGAAGAGGACCCUCCUCCAGCAGCGGGAGCUGGUAAAGAGCAUCCUGGAGCCCAAUUUCAAAUGCUCCGGGAACAUCCCCUUCACCCUCAAACCCGAGCUCCUUGCCCCACUCCAGGAUGAGGAUUUGGCCAUCACCUAUGGCCUGCUGCAGGAGUGUGGCCUGAAUAUGGAGCUGAAUAGUCCCAGGUUAACCUGGGAUCUGGAAGCCAAGCAGCCCCUGUCCGCCCUGUAUGGGACCCUCUCUGUGCUGCAGCAGCUGGCACCCCGGUUCCUGCGGCAGCCGGUCUCUAACAGAUGA
Ailuropoda melanoleuca (giant panda) is the source of this 1383-nucleotide messenger RNA. RefSeq names its product gasdermin C (gene GSDMC). The transcript is spliced from 11 exons. Bases 1 to 1383 code for a protein of 460 amino acids. Gene Ontology annotation, molecular function: phosphatidylinositol-4,5-bisphosphate binding; phosphatidylserine binding; phosphatidylinositol-4-phosphate binding. Gene Ontology annotation, biological process: pyroptotic inflammatory response; defense response to bacterium. NCBI's taxonomy places the organism in Eukaryota, Metazoa, Chordata, Mammalia, Carnivora, Ursidae. The record is from RefSeq and is a predicted model, not a curated record.